Molecule: messenger RNA, 1038 nt
Organism: Fusarium pseudograminearum CS3096
Lineage: Eukaryota; Fungi; Ascomycota; Sordariomycetes; Hypocreales; Nectriaceae
Exons: 2
Coding region: 1-1038 (345 amino acids)
Molecular function (GO): hydrolase activity
Source: RefSeq, a predicted model, not a curated record
AUGCGAUUCUUCAACAUCACAUUGGCCUCUUUGGUCUCUGCCGUGACAGCCCUUUCAUCCUUUGACACUUGGGCUCAUGGACGUGUUGCUUUGAACGACGUCAGUAUCCAUUUCAGAUAUGCUGGUUCAGGUCCCCCGCUACUUCUCGUCCAUGGUAACCCCCAACACAGCCUGACAUGGCAGUUCAUCGGUCCCAUACUCGCCCAGAACUACACUGUAAUUGCACCCGACAACAGUGGCGCCGGUGACUCGAGCAUUCCUCCCAACGGAGACUAUACCGCCGCUGCUUCAGCCGAAGAUCUCAAAGGUUUACUGGACUUCUUGAACAUCACGUCUACGUAUGUCUUUGCUCACGACAAGGGAGUCGGGAUGGCAACUGCUCUAGCCAUCAAGCAUCCUGAAGUCGUCAAGAGACUGUCACUGGCCGAAUACCCUCUUCCUGGAUUUGGAUAUGAGCAGGCAGCAAACCCAGCUGCUUACUGGGAUCUCUACCAGAACUGGCAGCUGGCAUUCUUCCAAGUCACCGAUCUGGCCGAGUUUCUCAUGUCGGGCAAGGAGAAACAGUUCCUGCAAUGGUACUUUUACCACAGCAGUUACUCUGGAGUCGAGAGUUUCAGCGAAGAGACGGUCAACAGGUACACCAGCAGCAUCUCAAAGCCAGGAUUCCUGAGAGCGAUGCUAGGACCCUUCUCGAGCACGACUGUCUUCAAGGAUGCCGAAUUCUUCAAGACUUCGUUGAACGAGAGCAAGUUGAGCGUACCACUUCUUGGGAUGGGUGGUGAGGCAAGUCUGGGACUCAAAGCUCUUAUUCAGGAAUCAUACGAACCAAUCUCGACGAAUCUCGAGAUUGAUGUUAUUCCAAAAGCUGGACACUGGAUCGCGGAUGAGAACCCAAAGUGGACAGCGAAGCGUCUCCUCAAGUUCUUUCAAGAUGAUGAGAGUCCCAAGGAAGUUGAUCUGGCUUACUUGGAUGACAUGGUAACUCUGGAUGUUGGGUACUUUGGUACAAGAAGGAACUUUAAACUUGGAUCUCAGUGA